Molecule: messenger RNA, 1392 nt
Organism: Rhizoctonia solani
Lineage: Eukaryota; Fungi; Basidiomycota; Agaricomycetes; Cantharellales; Ceratobasidiaceae
Product: ammonium transporter
Exons: 7
Coding region: 1-1392 (463 amino acids)
Biological process (GO): ammonium transmembrane transport
Cellular component (GO): plasma membrane
Molecular function (GO): ammonium channel activity
Source: RefSeq, a predicted model, not a curated record
AUGGAGUCACUCAAGAGGUCUGUAGGCACUAUCCAUGCCCGUCUUUCUCGUCGCAAGAACGCUCUUGCUCUGCUAUGGGUUUGCGUUUUCUCCAACGCAGUCAUCAUUUUCCAAUGGUACUUUUGGGGAUACUCUCUCGCUUUUUCUGCGACGGCUACAAACGGGUUUAUCGGCAAUCUCAGGCAUUUUGGUUUACAGCAUGUCAUGGCCGACCCGUCACCAGGCUCUCCCCUCAUUCCUGACCUACUCUAUUCAUUUUACCAGCUUGAGUUCUGCUGCGUUACAGUUGCCAUCUUGAUGGGUGCAGUCGCAGAACGUGGUCGGGUAAUGCCAGCAAUGGUCUUCGCAUUCUUGUGGGCAACACUUGUCUAUUGUCCUGUGGCGUGCUGGGGUUGGAAUGUCAAUGGCUGGGGAUUCAAGUGGGGUGUUCUCGACUAUGCCGGUGGAGGACCUGUCGAAAUCGGCUCUGGUGUCGGUGGUCUGGCAUUCUCCUGGGUACUUGGUCGCCGCAAGCAGAGCCAGCUCAUGAAUUUCCGCCCGCAUAACGUGUCCCUCGUCGUACUGGGAACAUUUAUGCUCUGGUUCGGGUGGCUGGGCUUCAACGCUGGGUCGGCCUUUGGUGCUAACCUCCGCGCUGUUCUCGCUGCAUGGAAUACUAACAUUACUGCCGCCUUUGCUGGAGUUACAUGGUGUUUGCUCGAUUUCCGUCUGGAACGCAAGUUUACUAUGGUCGGUUUCUGUUCGGGUACCAUUGCUGGCCUCGUUGCUGCCACUCCCGCCUCUGGUUUCAUUACCCUUUGGGGUAGUGUUGUCCUUGGUGUCGUCACCGGCGCAGUGUGUAACUACGCAACCAAGAUCAAGUAUUUGAUUGGUAUUGACGAUGCCCUCGAUCUGUUUGCUGAGCACGCUAUUGGUGGUAUUCUCGGCCUUCUCGCCAAUGGCCUCUUUGCGGACACGGCUCUCAUCGCUCUUGAUGGCGUCAACACGGCUGUGCCAGGUGGAUGGAUCGAACACAACUACAAGCAACUCUACAUCCAGUUCGCCUACGUCUGUGCUUGCUGCGCAUACGUCUUCGUUAUGACUGCUAUUCUCGCCAAGAUUGUCGACAUUAUUCCAUUCCUCGGCCUACGUGCUACAGAGGAUGGCGAGAUCCUUGGUAUGGACGACGAUCAAAUUGGCGAGUUUGUGCAAGACUUUGUUGAAGUUCGCCGUGAUUUCGAUUCAUGGAAUGCUCCAGCAUCGGGCGCCAAUGGAUUGCACCAACGCUCUAAUGGACAUGACAUUGCUGCAGGUGAUCGACAUGGUGUUCCAGAUCACUCCGCAAGGGACGAGCCUCGCGCCCAGUACGUUCCUGAGACCUCUAGUGGGUCUCACAACGAAAAGGUCGAGUAA